AUGGAAGAUGGCUUAUCAACUCAUCAAGAACCUGAAGGAGUUGCAGAGAAUAAUGUGAGAAAAUCGAGUGCAGUCUCGGAGGAGCAACAAUUGAAGUUCAUUAUCAAUGGUGGAAUUGUGAAAGAGUGUGAGUUGAGCGAGGCAUUCUGGGCUGAAUUGACCGUUGACAAGUGGAAGCUGGUCUUGCGUAUGCCUACCUUUGAAGAAACCCUCUCAGGGUACCUCAGAGAAGGUGACGAAGAUGUUACACAAGGAAUCAAAGUCAACGUGUAUGGUAAGGGUGGCCGGGAGUUUGAAAUGACGCUCAAGAAAUGGGUGAAAUAUCGAACCUCCUUCUUUGUGCUUAAUCGAGGGUGGUUCACUUUCUGCGACCAACAUGGCUUGAAAGUUAACGAUCUCGUCGCCAUUCGGAUCUUCCGCCAUGGAAUAACCAACAAAAUGGUUGGCGCGUGA
Sphenostylis stenocarpa is the source of this 453-nucleotide messenger RNA. The record is from the annotation of a GenBank genome assembly. NCBI's taxonomy places the organism in Eukaryota, Viridiplantae, Streptophyta, Magnoliopsida, Fabales, Fabaceae.